AUGCGGUUGUCGAGUCUCAUCUCUCGACAUGGCUCCGUCCUGCGCCGCUGCUCUGGAGCCGGAGCCGGAACUCGGCCGAUCUACUCUCAACGCCGCCUCAUGAGCUUUUCCUUGGCUGGUGUAAAAGAGUUGCUCAAAGUCUCAGAUGAGAUCGCUGACGCUGUUGCCACUAACAAGCCUAUCGUCGCUCUUGAGUCAACAAUCUACACUCACGGAGCUCUCGGUAAUGAGCUUGCUCUUCAGCAUUCGGAUCUUGUUCGAAGCAAUGGAGGUAUUCCCGCUAUCAUUGCUAUCGUCGAUGGUGUGCCUACUGUUGGUGCUACAUCCUCUGAUAUUCUACGCAUGAUUGAAAGUGGAAGCGCUGUUAAGGCAUCUAGAAGGGACAUCGCCUACAUUGCAGGAAUGGGCUUGGCCGGAAACAAAAUCCAUGGUGGAACUACCAUCUCUGGAACUAUGCUGCUGGCAAGACUAGCGGGCAUCCGUGUCUUUGGUACUGGUGGCUUGGGUGGUGUUCACCGCGGCGGCCACGACUCAAUGGAUGUUUCUGCUGAUCUCACUGAGCUUGGACGAACCCGAGUUGCUGUCGUCGCCAGUGGCUGCAAGGGUUUCCUUGAUAUUCCUAGAACCCUUGAGUUCCUUGAGACCCAGGGUGCUCAUGUCUCUACCUUCUCUGAUGGUCGAUCCGGAAAGGUCGACUUCCCUGCUUUCUGGGCCCGUGACAGUGGCAUUAAGAGUCCUUCGGUCGUCCACACCGAGAAGGAGGCUGCCGCUAUCAUCCUCGCGCAGGAGAAGCUCAACAUUGAAUCAGGCUUGCUCUUCGCAAACCCCAUCCCCGAGGAGUCUGGCGUUCCUGCCGCUGAGAUGCAGUCCUAUAUCGAGCAGGCCGUCCAGGAGGCCAACGAGAAGGGCUUCACUGGAAGCGCCAACACCCCCUAUAUCCUGGGCAGGCUCAGAGAGCUUACAGGAGAUAAGGCCGUUACCGCCAACAAGGCACUGGUAACAUCCAACAUCACCCGGGCCACCAACAUCGCUGUCGAACUCUCACGGUUGUUGUCUUCUGGUGCUGAGCCAGUCAAGACUUUCAAUUCAUUCCCAAUCGCUCCAUCUGCUGCUCCUUCUGAGAUCAAGGAACCCGAAGUAACGUCCGAGAGCAAAGCUGAUAUUCUCGUUGCCGGCUCCGUAGCUAUUGAUCUAAGCUGUGACUAUGCUCCCAAGUCGGGCGACUCUUCGCCUGUCCUCCAUACUUCCAAUCCUUCCAGUAUUAGCCAGUCUAUUGGAGGCGUCGGCCAUAACGUAGCGCUCGCUGCCCAUUCCGUUAGCAAGCACGCACGGGUAAGACUCUGCAGUAUGGUUGGUGAUGAUGUGGCUGGCAAAACUGUCCUGAAUGGACUUCAAGCCUCUGGCCUGAACACGACUUACAUCCGCACACUUGGCAAUGAAUACCAUGGCUCGAAUAGAACGGCUCAAUAUGUCGCUGUGAAUGAUGCCAACAAAAACUUGGUCAUGGCGAUGGCCGAUAUGGGAAUCUUCACACAUCACUCGUUCCCUGAGUACUGGAAAUCCGCCGUACGAGGAACUAAGCCCAAGUGGCUAGUGGUGGAUGGCAACUGGAGUGAGAGAGACAUCCGAGCAUGGCUCAAGGCUGGUCAGGAUGAAGACUGCAAAAUCGCCUUUGAGCCUGUGUCGACUGCCAAGUCCAUGAACCUCUUUUGUCCCCAGAGAGGUCACCCCAAGCUUCGAGUCUUCCCUAAGCCUACAGUGAAUAUCGCAUCCCCCAACAGUUACGAGCUGGCAGCUAUGUACUCUGCAGCCCGCGAUAACGGCUACUUCGAGGCUCCUGAAUGGUUCGAUAUUAUCGAUGCUUUUGGUAUGCGAGGCGCUCGAGAGCGCUUUGUUCAUAUCACUUCAGCUGAGUUGACUGAUGCAGGUGUCCCUGUCCAGUCUGUUCAGCUACUUCCUUACAUCCCUACUAUCGUCACAAAGCUUGGCCCUCAAGGUGUUCUCCUUACAACUAUCCUUGGCCGAGACGAUCCCCGAUUGAGGGACCCCGACUCUGAAGAAUACAUUGUCGCGCGUUCGAUGAGCCACCCAACCGUUGGUGGACUAUACAUGCGAUUGUUUUCAGCUGCUGAAAGGGUCGACAACAUCGUCUCUGUCAACGGUGUUGGAGAUACUUUCUUUGGUGUCCUGAUCUCUGGAUUGGCGCAGGGAGGUAAAGUUGAGAAUCUUAUCGAUGUUGCUCAGGCAGGCUCGUGUUUGACUUUGAAGUCUCAUGAGUCUGUGAGCCCCGAUCUGCGCCGAUUGGAGACUGUGUUGGCGCAAGCAGCAGCUCAGUAA
Fusarium coffeatum is the source of this 2337-nucleotide messenger RNA. RefSeq lists its product as uncharacterized. Gene Ontology annotation, molecular function: pseudouridylate synthase activity. Lineage: Eukaryota; Fungi; Ascomycota; Sordariomycetes; Hypocreales; Nectriaceae. Bases 1 to 2337 code for a protein of 778 amino acids. The transcript has 4 exons. The record is from RefSeq and is a predicted model, not a curated record.